Messenger RNA from Triticum dicoccoides, 1201 nucleotides. RefSeq lists its product as uncharacterized. Bases 18 to 941 code for a protein of 307 amino acids. The record is from RefSeq and is a predicted model, not a curated record. Lineage: Eukaryota; Viridiplantae; Streptophyta; Magnoliopsida; Poales; Poaceae. Gene Ontology annotation, cellular component: chloroplast. The transcript is spliced from 9 exons.
CUCCUGUUUCAGAACCAAUGGCCACCGCCGUGCUCCGCUGCCCGCUGCUCGCCUCGCCUCUCCCGGCCGCCGGCGGCGCCGCCGCCGCCUCGUGCUCCGGAUCCUCUCGCCACUCGCGCGUCCACAUACGGCGGCGAAGGUGCCCGGGUCCCCCGCUCGCCGUCUCCUCCGACUCCUCCAAGCCCCUCGCCUCCUCCUCGACCGGCGGCGGCGGCGACCCCGACGAGGAGCCCGUCCUGCCCCUCCUCCAGGAACUCGCGGAUUGCUUGGCGCUCCCGCCCAAAUUCCUGUCCCUGCUGCCCCGCGACCUCCGCCUCGAUCUCAAUGACGCGGCAUUCGAUCUCUCCAACGGGCCUGUUCUCAACGAGUGUGGCCAAGAGGUCGGUGACCUGCUGCUGGACCUGGGAAAAGCAUGGGAGAUGGCUAACACAGAAGCAUCAAACAACCUUGCCAAGCAGCUGCCGUCGAUGGCGCCCUACUUGACCGCCAGCGCGAAAUCAGCAUUUGGCAAGCGGCUGGCAUCAGCCGGAAAGAAGUUUCAGACUAUGGGGCAGUAUGGCAAUGGAGAGUUCAAGAAGAUUUCUGAAACAAUGAUCAAGAUCGGUAAGGCUCUGUCGAAACGCCCAGUGAUUCAAGCUGAAGUACAGGCCAUGAAAGAAAAAAGAAAGCUGAAGUUUGCAGGAGCUGAAUUCGAAUUGACAGCGCAAAAUGCGUACAUCGGUGCUGCAGUUGGACUAGUUUUCGGGUUCUUCUCCUGGCAGCUGGCCCAAGGCGUGCAAAGCAGUCCAGACGACAGCCAGUUCUUCUUUUUCUUUCCGAUGCAGCCGCUCAAGGUCCCGCUGCUGCUCCUCGGCUACACUUCGACGGCCCUGUCCGCGGCCGCGGCGGUGGGGCUCGUGGUGCUGGCCCUGCAGAUGAACCCCGAGGACAAGUCGGACUAACUGAACCGCCCUCCCUUCGGUUUCUGAAACCGCGGACCUCGUGUGGCGCGUAACACCCCCUGGGAAGACUGUGAUGGUGCCCUGAGUUGAAUGAAUCCUCUGCUGCCCCCUUGAAAAUAAAAAGGAUCGGAACGCGCGCUGAUGUGUGGACCUGUGGAGCGUUUUGUAUGUACAGAUAAUGAAGUGUUGUGUUGUUCGUCUGAAAACCAGUCUGUGUUCUUCAAUCAAAUGAAAAAGCUGAAACACCUUGGCCCUGUCUA